AAGUUGGGGUAAUGCUGCGUGCUUUCUAUAAUUCUCUAAAUUUCCUGUCGAAAAGAUUGUAAGGGACGGUGUACAUACAUUCCGAGCUCUUUGGCAUGAAUCUACACCUUACAAAUUAUCUCAAUGACCGCCUUUCUGUUAUCAGUCAUCGGAGAUGGGCACAACCGCCUUUCUGUUAUCAAUCAUCGGAGAUGGGCACUGGUACUACAAUAGUCAGAAGAAUGUUAGCCGUUACGUCUGCAACGUGCUUUUAAAAUUAUAUAAUUUAUAUCCUAGCGGGCGUCGAAAAAUUUAGCGGUAAACCAUUUUUACAGUGUAGAAAGUAUGGAGAAUGAUAGAGGCAGAGGCAGAGGCAGAGGCAGAGGGAGAUGGGGAGGAAGGGGUCGCGGCUUUCCCGGUGCUCAGAGAAGUAAUGAAAACGAUUAUAAUUGCAGAGGAGGAGGCAGAGGAAGGUUUGGAAGCUCAGGAAGAAACCAGGGGAGUGGAAGCGGGCAUCAAGUGGAGAAACACCCUGGCGAAAAGCCAUUAGCGUUAGAAGGCAGGCUGCAGGUUGGAGAAAUUUCGGCUUUGAUUGCGAAUGAGAAUUUUGGCUUCAUUAAGGUAGAGGGUGCUUCGCAGACGGUGAAGUUCAGACACGGUGAUGGUUCAAAAACCGACACAGGCCUUCUGGAUCUUGAGAUCGGCGAUGUAUUGCAAUUUACUUUGAAUGAUAAUGCGGAAAGACCCCGUGCAGCUUAUGCGCGUCUAGUGCAGUGCAGGCGGAGGAGCCCGGUGGUUCUGGACCGCUAUCUUCAUAAGCUUCUGUGUCUCUGUGAUGAUAGCCCCGGGAAAGUAGUGAGAGAAAUUACGAAAUGUCCGGUAGGGUUUCUUCUAGUGUUGGAGCUACGGCAGCCGCCGCAGGGCGUGGUAUGUCGUGUGUUGGUAUUGGCGGAUGUUCUGCGGCAAGAAGGCGCGGCUUUCUACGGUGCCAGAGUGAAGCAAUUCUUCAAAUUCUUCUGCGGCACCGAAUUUUUGAGAUCUCCGGGGGCAUUGAAGGAAUAUCUUUUGGAUCGGUGCAGAGAAGAAGAUGAAGAAGAAGGGUUGCUCAUCCACAAUUUCAUGCUCUGUCUUAUGGAGCAGAGUCCGGAAAGUGUCACCGAUCUCUUGCCGCUGAUUGAAUCGAUGAUGGAAAUCGUAAAGAGGGACAAUCUUGCUCAGUCUAGGUAUUGCGAUUAUGUUGUGGAGCUUCUGCGUUGCCAUGCUGGGGUUUACAGCUCAGCUGCCGAGGCAGCAGGGGAGAAAUUGCCGUGGGACAAAAUGCCGCUAGUUCCAGUCUCUGCCGAGAUCACAAGCAGUAAAUCCCUUCCUUUCGUCAAGAAGAAGGGAGGCUAUGGAUCUGUGGAUGAAUACCUCGACACAUAUUAUACCCUUUUAAGGGAAGACUGCUUUGCGCCCCUGAGAAAGGGCCUCGGUGAUCUCAGAGCAAAUAAAUUGGAUCCCAGGGACAUGAAAGUUUGGACCAACGGAUCCGUCCUAGGAAUCCAUUUUAGUAGAAGAAACCCUGGCAUAACUUUCGCAAUAACAGCUCAGAGACUCGGCGGUGAAGGACCCGUCAAACUUCCCAUGCCAGAAACCCUUCUCUGCAUAUCUGAUGACGGAGGAAAAUUUGAGUCUAUGACUUGGGGUGUGGUGGCCAGAUGCGAGGAGGACAAUAAAUCUCGAGUUAUGUUCGUGGAACCAGUGGGCGGAAAAGCAGGUGCGGGAGGUUCCUCGGCUCAAUGUAUAAACAGACUGUUGGGAGCAUCUGGGCUUGUUUUCGCUGAAAAUCCAACAUUUUACAAGGCGUAUGAGCUGGUCUUGAGAAGGCUACAACAGAUGGAGUGCCACAAUUUUCCAUUCCUUGAAGAGUUUGUGUACGCGAAAUGGACACACCAACCUGCGCAGUACCUUUCAAACCCGGCUACGACUGUGGAUUGGGGAUGCUUGUUUGGUGAGACUAGCGUUCGGUCUGGGGUUAAAGAAUUGGAUAAUUUAAUGAAAGACGGGUACAAGACCACUCUGGACGCAAGCCAGCUAAAUGCAAUCAGGCUUGCGGUAAACAACCGCCUGGUUUUGAUCCAAGGACCUCCCGGCACAGGCAAAUCGUUUGUGGGGGUGAGGAUAUUACGGAUAGCGUUAUCAGCAGAUACAUUGCCCGCGGGGCCUGCACUGGUGGUGACAUACAAGAACCAGGGUUUGGAUCACUUCCUCCUGUCUUGUUUAAAGUUCUGCCCAGAAGGUGUCGUGAGAGUGGGAGGCAGAAGCACAGAGCCAACCUUGGAAAGGUUCAAUUUGUUUUCAUUACUACGCAAAUCUGAUGAAUUCACACCAGAUUUAUUUGACAACACCAAAAAGCUAGAGCGCGCUCAAAGAGAAAUAGAGGAAGCUCUAAAGCAGCUACAGGGAAGCCGCGACUUAAGUUUAGAAUCGGUAUUGCGCCACAUGCCUGAUUUUCAAUUGAGGCUGAUGAUUUCACAAGGAAAUCAUGAUAGCACUCCUGAAUUAAUCCCCGAAGAGGUCAUUUCUCUUUCAGAUUUACUCGGAGAAGAUUCACAACACUCCAAAGAUUUAUAUCAAGUCAUCUCCCAAACUCUCAAAAACUGGAUGCCUAAUAAGAAAACAUUUAAAAUGAUACAGGAAUGCUUUUCUCGUCAGAAAACGUCCGGAGCACUGAAGCAGCUAACGACCAGAUGUGCUAUAGAUGAGACAGAUACUGAUAUUCUUGACGAGGAAAUUAAAGAUAACGGCAACGCAUUAGUAGAGCAAUUUCUGCAAGCUAAGCUCGAGGAAGAAGAAGAUUUCGAUGAGCCCGAUGAAAAAUCAAAUAAAGGGCGAAAAAAGAAUGACUGCCUCUGGCUUAAGGAAAAUUUCUUCACUUACAAAUCACAAGCAUUUGAUACAAAUUUAACAGUAUCAAACGAUAUAGAUUUUGAACAUUAUCAAUGGCUGCUGGAUGAAAAUCCGUGGGAUCUGAACGAGUCCCAUCGUGCAAUAUUGGUGCAGUUGAUUAUGCAAACUAGCUACCAAAAAGCAGUCAAGAGAGUGGAGGAGGCAAAGAAAGCAUACGACGAAAUAUGUCAGGACAUCGAAGAAAUCAGCAAACGAAGACAACUUCAAGUGUUGAAAAAGGCUAAAAUAGUUGGCAUGACUACCACGGGUGCAGCAUUGAAUCAGGAGUUAUUAAAAGCAUUAAAUCCAGCAAUUGUAUUUGUAGAAGAAGCAGCAGAGGUCUUGGAACCUCAGUUGUUAGCAGUGCUUGGUCCAAGUGUUCAGCAUCUUAUUCUAAUUGGUGAUCACUACCAACUGUCCCCAACUGUUGAAGUUUAUGAGCUUGAAAGAAGGCAUGGGUUUGCAAUCUCACUAUUUGAAAGACUUGUGGAGCAUAAUAAAUUGCCUUUUCAAGCACUAUCCUCACAGAGCCGAAUGAGGGAGGAGUUUGUGCCCAUGAUUUUACCCAUUUAUCCUAAUUUGCGGACCAACACUCAAUUUGUAUCAGGAGAGAGAAAUAAAGCACCUAUGUGCAUGUCAAGUUCAAUGUAUUUUUGGUCUCAUUCAUAUGGAGAAACUAAACAACGCAGUGUUGCAAAUGAAGGUGAAGCCAAAAUGGUGAUUGCCCUUGUUCGUUGGAUGAUAGCUGAAGGACAAAAUCCUGAUGAAAUAACUGUCCUUGCUUCAUAUAAUGGGCAGGUAACACUAUUACGAGAUAUGCUGAAGGUAAUACCUGCUAUUGAAGCUAUACAAAUCCUUACUAUAGACAGAUUUCAGGGGUCUGAGAAUCAAAUUAUCAUACUGUCAUUGGUUCGUUCUAAUGAUGAAGGGAGCAUUGGGCACCUAGCAAAGCGAAAUAGGUUGUGUGUAGCAGUUUCAAGAGCAAGGGGGGCAUUAUAUUUUUGUGGGAAUUAUAUGUCUUUGACAAAAAAGUCUGAACAUUGGAGAGAACUUCUUGAAUACUUGGCUCAUAAGAAUUGUGUAGGUGACAGAAUACAUCUCCGUUGUCCACGACAUCCACUUAGCCCACCCUUUGCAAUAUCUAGCAAACUUGUUGACAACUUCAAUCCUCUCCUGUGUAGAAGGACAUGCAAUAGUCAGCUAUCCUGUGGUCACUAUUGCCAAAGUACCUGCCACUAUGGGGAUCAUCCAAAAUGCAUUGAACCGGUACAGUUUACAUUCAGUAUUUGCAGACAUGAAAUAACAAAGAAGUGUUCAGAGGAUGGAGAAAUGAGAUCAUGUCAGCAGGAACUAAUGCACACAUUUGAUUCAUGUGGACACACAAUAUUUGUGAAGUGUUGGGAGAAAAUGAGGAAGGAGCUAAAAUGCAAUGAAUCAUGUCGUAAGGUUUUGACCUGUCAGCAUCCCUGCAUGCUAAAAUGCUUUGAAAACUGUGAAGCAAAAUCAUGUUCCACCUGUAUCGAAAUACAAAGAAUCAAUGCAGAAAAAGCAAAGCAACUUGAAGCACAGCAAGUCAAAAUGAAACUUCUAGAAAUAAAAGCAGAAAUCAAGAAAUUAGAGGAGUCUUCAGAUGGCCCAGAAAGAUUGGUAAUAGAUAUAAGUCCAACAGGAGACUCUGCAGCCGAUUACUUUCAGGUCAUGGACCGCACAGAAAAGUUCACUCAACCAGGGCAUGAUGUUGUACUUGUUGUAACAAGGAUUCAAAAAGUUUUUAACCCAAAAGUACAAAUUAAUUUCCUAAGAGCUCAACAGGAUCUCUUCGAACCAACAGGGUCAUCGCAGCUACUAUUUCAUGGGACGGAUAAUGCUGGUGUCGAAGGUAUAACACAGAACGGAUUUCGGUUGCCAGAAGCAAAUAGAAGGAAUAUGUUUGGACGAGGAUGUUAUUUUGCUACCGACUCAACAAAAAGUGCACAAAAUAUGUAUACAAAGGGUAGUAACAAACUCUUACUGUGUGAAGUUCUUCUUGGCCAUACAUGGACAGUACAAGAAGAUCAUCCAGAGAUGGAUAGAGAUCAAAUCAGAAGGAAGGGAUAUGAUUCUUUGUUUUCAAAGAGAGGUGGCAAGGGCACAGGAGGCACACUUUACGAUGAAUAUGUGAUAUAUAAUCCUCAUCAGGCAAUCCCUCGAUAUAUUGUGCACUAUAAAAAUCAGCAUGACCCACAGGCUCUGCAAGCACAUAAUUUCCAGAAUAACAUAACUCGGAUUGCAUACGAACCAUCCCUAACUUUUAACGGCGACAGUCCUGGAGAGUAUCAUUUCCGACAAGCUGAGUCUCAAUUCUAUAGAAUGUCUAGCAGACGUAACCAAAAGGUUAGGAAGGUAGAGCUCAUCUUCAAUAAAAUUCUACAAGAGAGUUACGACACCGCAAAGCAAGAGCUGAUGAAAAAUAACAGCAAAGUGCUGGAGAUGUUUGUAUUCCAUGGUACAGAUAAAAGUGCUAUUGAAAAAAUUGUACAAGAAGGAUUCAAGAUAGGGGGCAAAGGUGUCAGUGUGAGAAAUGGAGCUGUAUAUGGGACAGGUGUUUACACAGCACUAGAUCCUGACAUAUCAGUGGAUUAUAGCAGGGGCUCGGGGAUGAUGCUUCUAUCGCUUGCUCUGGUUGGCCAGGAAGGAAUUCAUUACAACAAAGGAGGCUCCGCUGAUGUCUAUGUUCUUCACAAUCCUGAAUAUUUACUUCCUAGAUAUAUUGUUCACUUUGCCAACAAUUAAGCAGGAUUGUUUCUCUCGAAUGAAACUUAGGUCUUACUUUGGACAUCAAAUUUUGUACUAUUUUUUAUAAACUUUAAUUGAGCAACAUUCUCUAUACA
Molecule: messenger RNA, 5777 nt
Organism: Cryptomeria japonica (Japanese cedar)
Lineage: Eukaryota; Viridiplantae; Streptophyta; Pinopsida; Cupressales; Cupressaceae
Exons: 11
Coding region: 325-5679 (1784 amino acids)
Biological process (GO): regulatory ncRNA-mediated heterochromatin formation
Cellular component (GO): nuclear RNA-directed RNA polymerase complex
Molecular function (GO): helicase activity; NAD+ poly-ADP-ribosyltransferase activity
Source: RefSeq, a predicted model, not a curated record